Messenger RNA from Parastagonospora nodorum SN15, 1914 nucleotides. RefSeq lists its product as hypothetical. Lineage: Eukaryota; Fungi; Ascomycota; Dothideomycetes; Pleosporales; Phaeosphaeriaceae. Bases 1 to 1914 code for a protein of 637 amino acids. The transcript has 3 exons. Gene Ontology annotation, molecular function: protein binding. The record is from RefSeq and is a predicted model, not a curated record.
AUGGCGUCUGUUACGUCGCUGGACCAGGACAUGAGGAAGCUGCGGAUGGACCGGUAUACGCCAAAAGCCGCGAAUGAAGUGCGGAGCUGGAUUGAAGAUGUACUAGGCGACAGGCUGCCGCCCGGCGACUUGCUUGAUGCGCUGAAGGACGGAACUGCGCUGUUUCCAACCCCAGGUGUCAAGUUCAAGAAAUCGGCAAUGCCAUUCAUACAGAUGGAGAACAUCUCACACUUUCUACGGGCUUGCGAGAUGCCGCCUCUCAACAUGCCUGCGCACGACCGCUUCCUCACCGUCGACCUCUACGAAGCCAAAGAUCCUGCCCAGGUCCUCCAAUGUAUUACAGCAUUCAGUCGAGUCGCCAACGCCGUGAAUCCUUCCAACAUUCCCUCUCCCAUAGGCCCGAAGCGUGGCGGCGGGGUAAUGAGCCCUACAACAACAGGCGGUGGCAGCGGUGGCUUCUCCAACACAGGCCUUUCGUCUCCUGGAUUCGGGCGCAGCAGAGGACCAAGCACCACGAGUACAGGCAGUGGCUCGACCACGUUCAACCCGCUUGCACGACCACCCGCGCCAGCACUGAGCCCAUCGCGCACAGGAGGGUCAAGCGCCUCAUACACAUCCAACGGCCUCCCCAAGUCGCCACCUGGAAAUGUUAGCAGCUGGAGCAAGAAGACUGACGAGGGUAUAACAGCGCCGGCAUGGAACAUCCACCAGUACGGCUACAUGGGCGGUGCAAGUCAAGGCAAUCAAGGCAUCGCUUUCGGUGGACGCCGGCAGAUCACCAGCGCUGGACCCCACGUGCCUAACCUCGCGGAGAAGGAGCGGAAGCGUCAGGAGAAAGCCGCCGAGGAGGAGCGACUGCGCUUGCAGGCGGAAGAAGCCGAACACAAGCGUCGUACCGAGCGUGAGGCAGAGGAGGAGCGGAUACGAGUGGAAGAAGAGCAGAAGUGGGAGGAAGAGAGCCGGAAGCAGCAGGAAGCCAAGCAGAAACGUCUCGAGCAACAGAAGCGAGAAUGGGAAGAGCAGGAGCGCAGGUGGAAGGCGGACGAGGAACAGCGCCAGCGCGAGGAACGCGAGGCGCAGGAGAGAAUCGAAACUGAGACGCGGCGCAAGCGGGCUGGCAGCGACGCGAGAUUGAAGGGCCAGUUUCUCAGUCAGUACCAAGCCGAGCAGGGCAGCAGACCGCGCAGUCGACGAAACAGCCAGGAAGAGGAGGGUAACGCUGAACGCGACCGAAUCCGAGAGCUCGAGCGUCAGCUGGAGGAGGCGAAAGAGCGUGAGAGGCAGUACCAGCUCGAGCGCGAGGGCCGUCUGCAGGAGAAGAAAGCAUCGUGGGCCCAGGCUGACGACCGCGCAUACCUGCGUAACGCGUGGGAGACUACUCAAAGACAGCCAGCGCGCCCACUCCCUGAACCUGCGCCACCUUCUCUACCAACCCGACCGCUUCCGGAGCCAUCGACAAGACCACUCCCAGAGCCUGCAACAAGGCCACUGCCAGACCCCACAUCAUACGCCAAGCCCAGCCGUACAGAUCGCUACCUCGCGUCUAACCCCGCACCUGCACCGCCACAGCCAACGACAUACAUUCCUCCCGAGCUCACUUCGACCUCUGAGCAGCGUGGUGAGGACGCCCGCCGUGCCGCGGCGCAAACCAAGACCAAGGCCGCUGGCUGGGCCUCCAAAUCGCUGCUCGAGCGCGAAAUGGAGCGUGAACGCGAGCGCCAAAAGGAGUGGGAAGAGUCUCAACGCGCUAUAGCAGCCGCAGCAAAAGAUCCUUCGGCAGGCGCUGGUGAAGGCCAGAGCUGGGACGUCAACCAAUAUGGUUACAUGGGUGGUGAUAACCAGAAUAAGCUUGGUGGUAUCAAUUUUGGCGGCAGGAGGCAGAUUGGAGGUCCGAGGCCGUUGGGACCGCGAUAG